Lineus longissimus is the source of this 8582-nucleotide messenger RNA. Its product is annotated as ankyrin repeat domain-containing protein 50-like. The coding region runs from base 382 to 3777 and encodes 1131 amino acids. NCBI's taxonomy places the organism in Eukaryota, Metazoa, Nemertea, Pilidiophora, Heteronemertea, Lineidae. The record is from RefSeq and is a predicted model, not a curated record. The transcript is spliced from 4 exons. Gene Ontology annotation, molecular function: protein binding.
AACCAAUCAUUUGGCCAAGUCAUGCAUACUUAGGAUUGCUCCCCUCUGAGCUCGGAGUGAUGGACUUUUGGUUGUGAUUUUUUUAAUCACUAUCAACCUAAGGUUUAACAGUCUUCAAGUCUACGCCAAAAACAGUUCCAGGUGGAAUCCAAGAACUCAAGACUGUACUUCCUCCUCAUACAGCUGCUGGCACUGGAACGAUGCUGAUUACCCCGAGCACGAGGACUCAAAUAGGAUCUGAAGCUCCCAAGAACAGUCCAUGAUGCCAGCCACACGGCCACAACUUGCUCCGUUCGAUGCAGCAGCAUUCGGUUAUUUUUGGCUAAUCAGAUUCGUCCUGUCAUUCUGUGAACUGGAGUACAUAUAAAAUGCAAAAAUUACAUGGAUUCCCUAAUCAUCGCCUCGAUUAUAGGAGACAAAGAGGUAGUGGAUCUAUUGAUGAAAGCGGGGGCGAAUAUAGAAUGUAAAUACAAUGGCGGGAAUACUCCAAUUAUCAUCGCCUCGAUUAAUGGACACCAAGAGGUGGUGGUUAUAUUGAUUAAAGCGGGAGCGAAUAUAGAACAUACCAACGAUGAGGGAAGAACUCCUAUAGGGUGUGUUUCUAUUAAAGGACACAAAGAGGUGGUGGAUCUAUUGAUUAAAGCGGGGGCGAAUAUAGAAUGUAAAUACAAUGGCGGGAAUACUCCAAUUAUCAUCGCCUCGAUUAAUGGACACCAAGAGGUGGUGGAUCUAUUGAUUAAAGCGGGAGCGAAUAUAGAACAUACCAACGAUGAGGGAAGAACUCCUAUAGGGUGUGUUUCUAUUAAAGGACACAAAGAGGUGGUGGAUCUAUUGAUUAAAGCGGGGGCGAAUAUAGAAUGUAAAGACAAUGGCGGAUGUACUCCAAUCAUCAUCGCCUCGAUAAGAGGACACCAAGAGGUGGUGGAUCUAUUGAUUAAAGCGGGGGCGGAUAUAGAAUGUAAAGAAAAUGGCGGGAAUACUCCAAUUAUCAUCGCCUCGAUUUUAGGACAAAAAGAGGUGGUGAAUCUAUUGAUUAAAGCGGGGGCGAAUAUAGAAUGUAAAGACAAUGGCGGAAAUACUCCAAUUAUCAUCGCCUCGACUAAUGGACACAAAGAGGUGGUGGAUCUAUUGAUUAAAGCGGGGGCGGAUAUAGAAUAUAAAGACAAUUGCGGGAAUAUUCCAAUUAUCAUCGCCUCGAUUAAUGGACACCAAGAGGUGGUGGAUCUAUUGAUUAACGCGGGGGCGAAUAUAGAAUGUAAUAACAAUGGCGGGAAUACUCCAAUUAUCAUCGCCUCGACUAAUGGACACCAAGAGGUGGUGGAUCUAUUGAUUAAAGCGGGGGCGGAUAUAGAAUGUAAAGACAAUGGCGGGAAUACUCCAAUUAUCAUCGCCUCGGCUAAUGGACACCAAGAGGUGGUGGAUCUAUUGAUUAAAGCGGGGGCGGAUAUAGAAUAUAAAGACAAUCACGGGAAUAUUCCAAUUAUCAUCGCCUCGACUAAUGGACACCAAGAGGUGGUGGAUCUAUUGAUUAAAGCGGGGGCGGAUAUUGAAUGUAAUAACAAUAGCGGGAGUACUCCAAUUAUCAUCGCCUCGAUAAAAGGACACCGAGAGGUAGUGGAUCUAUUGAUUAAAGCGGGGGCGGAUAUAGAAUGUAAAGAAAAUGGCGGGAAUACUCCAAUUAUCAUCGCCUCGAUUUUAGGACACAAAGAGGUGGUGGAUCUAUUGAUUAAAGCGGGGGCGGAUAUAGAAUGUGUAGACAAUGGCGGGAAUACUCCAAUCGCCAUCGCCUUGGGUGAAGGACAUAAGGAUAUAGUGGAUCUAUUGAUUAAAGCGGAUGCAAUCAUUGAAGGCAGUUACUUUCAAAUCGACACUCCGAUAGUUAUCGCAGCUAAAUUGGGAUAUGUUGACAUUUUAGACGUUUUGUUGAAAGAAGGUGCUUGUUCCAGCAAUUUUCGUUAUGGAUCGAUAUUAAAUAUCGGUGCAACGUUUGGUCAACGACGGGUCGUUGAAUAUCUUUUGAGACGCGGGAUGUCAUUAGAAAUCCGUGACUCGAAAGGAAACACCCCACUUCAAAAUGCAAUCAUAAAGGGUCAUUUCUCAGUGGUCCAAUUCCUAAUAAGGAGUGGAGCAGAUACACACCCUUCGUCAGAGAGUAUUAUAUAUUCUGCUGCUUCGUGUGGCCAUGCCGAUAUCGUGAAAUACUUGGGAAGCAGGGAUGCACGGAAGUUAUUAGAUUUGCCCAAUGCCAGUGGGUGGUCGCCUAUUGCCAAGGCAGUUUCAGGUGGUCAUUUUCGGACAGUUAGACAACUUCAUCAGCUUGGAGCUGACAUGAACUGCAGUGUAAAUGGAAAAGGACUGCUUCAUCUAGCAGCUGAGUCCGGUUGCCUAGAUAUCUAUCAAUAUCUUAUCAUCGCUGGGCUUGACUGCAAACGACUCAACUUUAAUGGAUUGAAGGCUUAUGAAUGCUUCCCCUUUCAAUCAAAACUUAAUUAUCAAGCAAGCAACCGAUUAGGACAUUCCUCCGAACAAAGUCUCUCUUUCGUCAUGUCGCGAUUAAAUGAGCAAUAUGCUACACCCGCGUAUGGAUACAAACUUUCAGAAUUAUCUGGUGUACUGGGACUAGGCAGCGUGAAUAUUAUCGAGGGUGGUGUUUCGGAAACUAUCAUGAGGUUUGUAAGGGAGAAGGAGGUUGUUGAGGGCUUAGAGCUAUGCGGAAGUUCGGCUGAGGGCACGAAGGUUCAGCUGCCUGAUGAAAUGGACUUCCUUAGAUUGGUAAAUGCAAAUCCUCUCUCUCGAAACGAAAUGGUUGACACCUUACAUGGAUAUAAGUAUAUGCAAGCUAGACAAAUUAAGAAGAGGUUUUUAUCAAGUAAAUCACUCCAUGAGUAUGAAAGCCAAAACCUAGAAUCUAGCGCAAAAGCCCAAGAGUCUAAAAAAAGCGGAGAAAUCCUUUUGCAGGCAGUUGCUGGAGGAGGCAGUGCCAGUGUUCCUGUGACUAUCAGAUGGCCCGAUGAUAAACCUUCAAAACGCAUUGUCUCAGAUCAUAUAGUAACAACCUUACCUGUAAAUGAUUGGCCCGAUGAUUGGCAAGAUGAUUGGUCAGAUUAUGCACUACAGAAAGGAGAAUCUGAAAGUGAGGUAACGGCGGACGUUUGUGCUUAUCAACGGACUGGAUACACCUUAUCUCAAGCUGAUGCUAGAAGAGGAUGGGCCAGUAUUCCUGUAACUAUCAGAAGGCUUGAACAUAUAUCAUCCAGUCUCCUUAUCUCUGUGGAUAUAGUACCGAUAUUUCAUGUUGAUGAUUGGCCAGACGAUGCUAUCAAGAAGACCUGGCGAAUGGACGAGGACACCUUGAAGAAGAGUGGGUACAGGCUGGUCCUCAAACCGCCACACAAGGACAGUGAGUACGGACGGUUGCUACCCGAGGAAGACAGAGAAAGAAUGUUGCGGAUCUCCUUCUCUCAUCUAGAACCUGUCACAAUCGCACCUUUGGAUCCAAGAAUCAAAGACGCAUACAUCACAGCAAAGUGUCUGAGGUCGCCUAUGGCAUGUGGCGUUGUGAUUAGAGACACCGACGGCGUCAUACAUUUCGUCAUUCACUUCCUUACAAGUUACCUCCUGAAGACAGUCUUCCUCCAUAACAUAGACGACUUCCUUGAGACAAACAGGAGCCUGCCAGAGAUGGUCUACAUCAUCUACAGCCAACUUGAGGAGUACCUUGGCAAGGGCAACCUACCGUUCUACUGGCAGCCAAGCGUCAAUCUGCUGAAGGUUUGAAACUCAACAUAGCCAAGUCUCAUCAAGUCGCCAAGCUGAUGACGGCAACCGUUGGUAGGAUGUCCCGCCUGGAGCGUGGUGGAGAGAACCAUGGUGAUGAUGCGAGGGAAGAUGGGCCAAGCAUUGAAGCCGCUGAUGACGAGCCUGACAUAGGUUGUUACAUCGUCAGAUUAGAAUAGCCAGCAAGUAAUCUUCACCCCGAUGAACACUUUGUAUGCGAUACGGAUUCUUCGGUGUAACCACAUCUAUGGUUGUUCCCUGGCCUGCCCUGGCCCGGCCGGUUCAAACCACGAGAGUGCAUGUGUGCGAGUUGGGCCGACGCGACAGGCGCAGCGGUCGGAAGCGAGUCUCUGGCAGGAUAUCUCGGACUUUGGUUCGACAUCGAAAGCCUCAAGUGCGUCAGGACCUUCAAAGCCAAGUGGUAGGGAAUCUGUUCUUGAAAUGACACCGGGCUCAAAACAGCUGCUAUGUUGACUUCGAGAGAGAGAAUGGUGAAAGAUCGUGUGGUGUACAAAGGAAAACAAGCCCGACCGUAAAAUUUUAGAAAACUUCUGAAAUUAUUCAGACCCCCUCCACCUCUUACACCUCUCCGCUAUUCAGAUAUGCAAUUGCAAAACUGUAGACUUUCCGAGGUUGGGGACACAUCACGGAGAUGAUAUACCAAAUGUUCACCACUUCUGAAAAAAAGUAGCAGGACUUUCAGAUUUUGGUAAAAAUGCCCCCCCCCUAAUUUUCGAUGAUUUCUGAAGUUUUACAAUGUAUUUUCUACUUGCAACUACGAAAUUGAUACAAAGAAGACACAUUGGCAUUGUUCAUCCCGAUUGAGUUGAAUGUUGGAUGGCAUCCAACGACAAUGCGCAUAAUAUCUACAGGGGGCUUGGCUUACAUAUCCAGACACUCUCAAAUCGGUAUUAUGACAUAGGAAGUUGGAUGUUGCACUCAAUUCCUUUCAUAAUACUUAUGAGUUACUUACACCCUUUGAUAUGCUGACUGCAUGGGUGAACAAAGGUAUGGACUGGUAUAUCUUGUAUUGACAUGUUAACUUGUAUUGAUAUUGUAAUUGUAUGAGGUAGGGUAGCUACUAUAACCUUGAUUCCACUAUGUAUAGACUUGUAUAAAUUGUAUUGUCAUGUAUUGACAUGUAUAAACUUGUAUCGACUUAUAUUGUAAUUAUGUGCGGUGUAACUUUAUAUAAUUAUAUGUGUCACAAUAUCAUAUGGUAGAAGGCAGAAGGCCUAGAGAUUGCAAGCUGUUUGAAGCCAGUCUAUUACUAUCAUAACAUUAUAUAACAAGAGAGUCACAUUCAUUAUUUCCUAUAUUUUGUGAGUAACAUUUAAGAGUGUGAAGCCUGGUAGGGCCUGUCACAAAUUUUAAAUGAUCAAGUGAUUUCGGUUUUGUGUACGCUUGUAACGACUCUCAUUACAGAAUGACUGCAAACUUGUGGAUGGAUAUAGAUUGAAUACUCGUUAGGGUGAUGCUAUACAUGCUUCCCGAAAUUGGUGGCUUGCAUUGGAACUAACUUUUUCCCCCUUGUCCGUCAUUAAAGGCAUUCAACUGUGUUGGUCAACCAUGACUAUCUCCUUUGUCCCUCCACCAUAAGGCCUAGUUUCCCCUUAUGACAUCACUAUUUCGGACACUCAGCGCCCCAUUUCUGGAAAGGUGUAUAGUGCCUCCAUGUUGCCAGUCAACAAGAAUUCAUCCAAAAUAUCCACAAACUGAUAAAAGUGUUACUCGGAGAACAUAAUUGUUUGCGUUGCCACCGAACAAUAUGUUAUAUAGACAAGCAAGUGCUUUUACUUCAAUUUUGUGCAGAAAUGUUUUGUGUACAUGUGCAGUACAUAUAGCGUUUUAGAUAAAAUCACCCGACAGUCUCUUUCAUAUCUGCCAUUAUCUGGUCCGAUUUUUUGGUGUUUGAAAGAGUUACGGUGUUCCUAAUACAUUAACAUAAUAAAGAGUGACUAUAUAGUUUCACCUUAAGGGUUGACCAUAGGUAUCGCCAUAUUGUCGAGAACUCCAAAUCCUAAAGCCUUUAGAGCUCUUUCAAAACAUAGUGAAUGCUCAUUUCAAGGGCUGGAGUCUGUUCUUUGUUUUACAGAGAACAGCUUCCAGUCCAGGGUUUUAAAUUAAGGAAUUGAACCCGAGGCGGAGGACCUUGGUUGAGUUACCAAGACACUCGAGGGUGGAGCUAAAAUACAGUCCAAACCCGAGCCGACAGGCGAGGGUUUGGACGAAAUUUUAGCUCCACCCGAGAGUGUCUUGGUAACUCAACCAAGGUCCUCCGCCUCGGGUUCAAUUUCUAUUCUAAAAUACCUCAAACUUAAAAAGAUAGGCCACGAAAAUAACUUGAAUAUGUGCGAAUUUGGCAAAUUCCAUCCAUCGCCGGCCCGGCCGGAGCGCCGGUAGCGCCGUUGUUUACAUUAUGUUAGCGCGCAUAGGAAGUCCGCAUCGGCUCGCUCAAGUGAUGCUAAAAUCCGCGCAAAUGGGCUAUUUGGAGCGUUUUUCUCGGCAAAUAUGUGUAGUGCUCAUUAAAAAACUUAGGGUGGUUGAUGCUUCCUUGACUGAUUUGUGUUUGAAGCAGUGUUUUGAGAGUCUCAAACUUCUGAAGUGAGGUGAAAUUCCUUUGACGUGACGUGUGCAUGGUUUUCACAUUUUAGUGCAACCCGAGGGAACUUUGGUAGAGCAUCUUGGUUGCGUGUCCAAAACACUCCGCUCUCAGAACGAGGCUUAUGCAUUUUCCAUUUAAAAGUUGACUUUACGGUACCAAGGUAUUUUAGAAUGAGCAUUCACUAUGUUAUGAAGAAGUACUAAUUGCUUUUUGAUUUCAAGUUCUAACCAAAAUGGCGGUAUCUAUGGUCAACCCUUAAUUUUAGUGCAGUUUAAGCUUUCCGACAAUUGUUUGGGUGUCUUUUUAGACUUCAAACUAUUUUGAGUUUCUCUUUAACGUUGUUUAAGCCAACUGGCUGGUCUUAAUGACUGAUCAUAAAACUCAGUUUUAUUUAAGCUACAUGUGUGUAUCUUUUCCCAAUAUUUGUACCGUUAAGAUAUUCGCUGCAGUGGCGAUUUUUACGUGAUCGUAAUGAGACCUUAGAAGGCUAUUCUAACGUGAAUUAUUUUGGCCGAUACGCGAAUUUGUUAUGAAAGAUAAUUAUUUUAUGAAGAUCGAAAAGAUUUUAUGGCGGUAAGGCUGGGUAAUGACUAGUAAUGUAGUGAGUGGGUUAACGUGACAAAACAACUGCGACUUGAUCACUCGUUGCAACCAUUUCAGCGAACCAUAUGCAAGUUAUUGUAAACAUUUUCAGCGAGAUUUUGAUUUUUGAAGGCCUAGGUGUCCUUGGUCGAAGUUGCUCAAUGCAAAUCUCCUCACAUUGAGAGUUUCCUAAUGAGAAUUUCAUCACGGCAUGGAAAAAAUAGAAGUAGUCGCUGUGAAUGGUUGAUCUUGGGUUGCAAACAAUGGCUUGUGUGCCAAACUGGUGGGUUUUGAAUGUGGCAAGAUAGGUUUUAUUAAAGUGGUUUGGUGUUAUUAGAUUUACCUUAGUAAAAUUCCAGUUCGAGAUAAGACCACCAUUGAAUAUUCGUAGGUUGCAGUAUCCAGACCUAUCAACGAGAAGCUUGUCCGAUUAUCUUAAAAAAUCCGCGGACAACGACCACUUUAAUUUCCACUAGUUUGUCGCCAGACUGUCCGGAAUAUCAUAUCAACAUCUAAGAUUCAAAAUUGCCCGCAGUAAUUGGUGCGACGUGGGAAAACUUUGACAAAUGAACUGAUGAAAGUCUUUAACAAAUCAAUGGUGGUUUUGCCUCGUUGGACGAGCGAGUCCUUCAGUUCUCACCCCCUAUUCUAGUAGGCGCUGUCUACCUGUCUCAACACUUGCGACAGGCGACACUUCAAAAAAGAAUGUCCAUGCUUUACUGUGUGUUCCUGGACCGAAGUUCGUUGCGAUUAUAUUUUAUAGUUCGGCUAAUUAAAGCCAUUAUAUGUGUACAUACAAUCAUGUGUAAUUUCGCAAAUCAUUUUGAUUACAGCUCGGAAAUGCACAGAUAGGGGGAAAUAUUGCUUGUCAAUGGAAUGUUUCAUAAAAUUCGUGUCCGUCUUCAAGCAGUAAGACUCGAAAUAUGGUUAGACGCUUUAUGUCAUUCGGUACAGAUUCAUCCGGUUUCACCGGUGAAGAAGUAGAAAUUGUCCGAGGGAAAAACCGUCCACCCUAUUGUAUUUUGUCGGAUUAUGGUAUUAUAGUUCUUUCGGUGACAUUACCGUCAAUAGGUCAGAGAUUAAAGAGCAUAAUAGAAUCCUUUGCUCCCCCGGAAAUUCUAUCCUGGGACAUUUCAAACUUCUACACCGGACUCAUUGAAAACACUCACGUUUCCAUAAUAUGAGGGCGGUUCAUGCGCGGGGGGAGGGGGGGUUGUCUCAGAUGUUCCUAUAUCUUUGAUACUCUCUGUAGUCAAUGUGGGUCUUAGAGGCAGCACGUACUUGGAUAUCACUGUGUAUGUUUAUUGUUGCUUUUGCGCUGUUUAAUUAUCAUGUUGUAUGUAUUCUAAACGUGAGGGACAGGAUUUGCAACACUUACGAAGUAUACAAAGUAUGUAGCCAUCAUGACAGAUGUAUUUUAUCGACGACUGUCUUUGAUGAGCUCGCUUAGUCCAAGUACUACUAAGUGUGAAAGCCUAUUUACGAGUGUCCCGUAAAUGGAUUCGCCCAGGACAUGAUGAUAAUACGUUCAGACCUUCGUACCUCGUAAUAUGUUGCUCAUAAUGAUUGCGAAACCUCCCUAUUAUUUCAAUAAUUAGAUUAUAGCCUGAUGCAAGAA